AUGAUCAUAUAUAUAAUAUAUAUUAAGACGAUCAAGAAUGUACUUUUUGUUCUAGUAACCAUUUGUGUUGCAGUUUCUGUGAAUACUCAACUACCACAAUUUCCAAUUACGUUCCCGUUUCCAUUUCAGCACUCGAGUGGUAUACUAUUACUAGGACUACCCGACAUAAAUAAAUGAUUCUCGUCCGUGAUGAAUGUUCCUGGAUGUUUUUUAGAAAUCUCCAAAUCUAUGUUUGUUGAGAGAUUCGGUAACAUUGGGCCUGCUUGUUGUAAAGCUUUUUUGGAAACCGCAAAAUGCAUGCCAAAUCUACCAUUCAAUCUAUUUUUCUCUCCCAAGCUUAAAGAAGAGUGUUCCCGAGUUGCUGGCCAAGUUCCUCCUACCAAUACAUAAAUUGUUUUCGAAUAUGAUUGCUUUUACUAAUUUCCAUUUUAUUUAAGUUGUUCUUCAAAUUCAAGUUACCAAAAUGUACUAAAAUUUGCAAUAAUAUAUUAAUUGUGUCACCUUUCUUAUAGUUUUUGUACUAUAAAUUUUCAUGAGUACUUUCGAAGCCAUUCGUUUCAAUGAUCAUUGAUUAAAUGAUGAAUGAGUCAGAGUCUCAAAGAUAUAGGAAUCUAUUGUUUUAUCUUCAUUGUAUUUAGGUUUGUUUUUAGUGUUUUUUCAUGAUGAACCAACCUUAAAAAUCUUAAGCCUUAUUCUUUUGUUAGUUGUAAAGUUAGAAACCUUUUUUUUAUCUUCAAUUAUAGCAUCACACCAUUAAAUCUUAUCCAAUUACAAAUGAUGAUCUAAUCUUUUCUACUUCUUGCAGCACUUACAGCGAACGAUUUUAUACAAAUGACUCACAACAUACAGUUCGAUGUAAAAACUUUUGUUUGCAUUUUCACUCUCCAAAAAGAUAAAAAUUAUAAAAU
Molecule: messenger RNA, 908 nt
Organism: Arabidopsis lyrata subsp. lyrata
Lineage: Eukaryota; Viridiplantae; Streptophyta; Magnoliopsida; Brassicales; Brassicaceae
Exons: 2
Biological process (GO): double fertilization forming a zygote and endosperm; regulation of double fertilization forming a zygote and endosperm; regulation of protein localization to cell surface
Cellular component (GO): extracellular region; vesicle
Source: RefSeq, a predicted model, not a curated record